Messenger RNA from Stegodyphus dumicola, 2527 nucleotides. RefSeq lists its product as uncharacterized. Gene Ontology annotation, cellular component: nucleus. Gene Ontology annotation, molecular function: RNA binding; peptidyl-prolyl cis-trans isomerase activity. The record is from RefSeq and is a predicted model, not a curated record. Gene Ontology annotation, biological process: protein peptidyl-prolyl isomerization. NCBI's taxonomy places the organism in Eukaryota, Metazoa, Arthropoda, Arachnida, Araneae, Eresidae.
ACGAGAGGUUAGUAUUGUAUAAUAAAACAAAAUUAAUGUCUAGAUAGUAAAUUUUUUUUGAUAAAGUUGGGAAAAAACUUUUACUUCGUCUAUUGUUUCUAUUAUUUAGCCAAAUCUCUUAUACUAACAUUAAACCAGGAAAAGCUUUAGGGCGUGAUUUAAUUGAAGAUGUCUGUGGUAAUUGAAACUACAAUUGGAGAUAUAACUGUUGAUCUCUAUCUAAAAGAAAGACCAAAUACAUGCUUAAAUUUCCUAAAACUGUGCAAAGUGAAAUAUUACAAUUUAUGUGUUUUCCACAAAGUUGAAAGAAAUUUCAUUGCUCAGACUGGUGAUCCAACAGCGACGGGCCGAGAUGGCGAAUCUAUAUUUUGUCGCUUGUACGGAGAACAAGCGAAGUAUUUUGAUGCUGAAUUAAAGCCACGCCUCAAACAUGAAAAAAUCGGCACUCUUUCUAUGGUCAAUAAUGGGAAUAACAUGAACGGUUCUCAGUUCUUUUUAACCCUCGGUGAAAAUCUUACAUAUCUGGAUGAAGUUCAUACCGUAUUUGGUGAAGUUGCUGAAGGUUUUGAGACUCUUCUUAAAAUCAAUGAAGCUAUUUGUGAUCCUAACAACCGUCCGUACCAAGAUAUAAGAAUCACACAUACUGUGGUACUGCAUGAUCCUUAUGAUGAUCCUAAAGGAUUAGAAAUUCCCGAUGCAUCGCCUGAGCCUACCAGAGAGCAGUUGGAAUCCAAUUAUAUUGGUGCUGAUGAAGAAAUUGAUGACACCAAAGGCAAAAGUAUGGAGGAAAUUGAGGAAAAAAUUAAAGAAAGUGAAGCAAAAGCAAGAGCCACAAUUCUAGAAAUGGUUGGAGAUAUACCAGAUGCCGAUGUAAAACCUCCAGAAAAUGUAUUAUUUGUGUGCAAGCUGAAUCCAGUUACAACUUCUGAAGAUUUAGAAAUAAUUUUUUCCCGAUUUGGACCAAUAAAAAGUUGUGAGGUAAUUAAAGACAAAAAAACCGGGGAAUCUUUACAGUAUGCCUUCAUUGAAUUUGAAAAUGAAGAAGAUUGUGAAAAUGCUUACUUUAAAAUGGACAACGUAUUAAUUGACGAUCGGCGAAUCCAUGUUGACUUUAGUCAGUCUGUCUCAAAAUUGCAAUUUGAUAUGCAAAAGAAGUCUUCAAAGGGAAAACCAUCCCAGUCACAGAACUUUUUGAUAAAAAAUACUCAGAACUCAUCACGUGGGUAUGAUAUGAUUUUUGAUAUGGAUGAAAAUAGUAACGAACCUCGGACUCACAGAAAAGUUCAUAGGCAAAAAUAUUCAGUGUCACCGAAGCAUAAGCGAAAACAUAAAAAUGAAUCACAUGACUGUAAAAGUAGUAAAGCAGAUGGAAACCGCACACGGAGAGACGAAUGUAGGGAAAUAAGAAAAGAUCCAUCCUCUCCCCAUCAUUAUUCAUCGUAUGAUAAAUAUAAAAGAAGUCAUACCUCUAUAUCAGAAAAGACUAAUAUUAAUGAGUAUAAACGAACUAAUUUAGAUUGGAGGAAACCUGAGAAUAAAUCAAGGAGGAAAUCUAGAUCACCAUCUCCAUCAAAUGGAUCGUUAAGGUAUUCUCAUGAUAAACACAAAAGACCUCAGACAGAAAAACAUGAAAGGAAUGUUGCUAAAUGGACUGAUUCAGAUCGGAGGAAACAAGAGAAAAAAUCUCGGAAGAGGUCUAGAUCAUCAUCUUCAUCAAGUGAAUCUUUAAGAUAUUCUCGUGAUGAACGUAAAAAGUCUCCCAUGUUAGUGUUAGGAAAAGAUAAAAGGAAUGUAGAUAAACAAUCUGAUUCAAAUAGAAGGAAAAAAGAGAAAACUUCAAGCAAAAAGCCUAGAUCAUCCUCUUCAUCAAAUGAAUCUUCGAGUCGUUCUCGAGAUAGAUCACAGAUUAAGAAAUCCAAAAAGAAAAGGUCAAAACGUUCCAGUUCUUCAUCCAUUCAUUCAGAUUCUUCAUUUCAUGCACAUGAGUACGCAUCAGAAAAGCAGAAUGCAGACAAGGCCUUAUCACAUAAGUUAAGCUCUUCAUCUCGUACUUCAUAUUCUAAAUCAAAAAGAUAUGUUUCAGAUUCAGGAUCUACAUCUUCAUCUUCAGAUGACUCAAAUCGUAAUUCACAUUCAAAGUCAGACAGGGAAAAAGUAAAAUACAUUUCAAAUUCAAAAUCUGCAUCUUCACCUCCACAUCGUGUAAGUCUUAAUUCGCAUUCAAAGUCAAAAGCGAAAGCACUGAGACAUGUAUCAGAUUCGAGAUCUUCUAUAUCUCCGGAAUGUUCAACUCAGAAUUUACAUUCAAAUUCCAAAAGAAAAAAGACAAAAUAUACUUCAAGAUCUUCAGCUCCCGAUCUAUCUCUUGAGAACAUGACAACAAAACGUUCUCAUCAUAAAUCUUACAGGGGUAGAGAAGACAGCUAUCAUCGUUAAAAACAAUUUUAAUUUGUAAGAGCUUUUGAACCAGUUUUUAUUGUAAAUUUCAGGGAAUUCCGAAUCUAAUUAAAAUGAAAGUCUUAUUAUA